UCGAGCCAUUGCUGGUACCAUCGGCGUUUCGGCAACCAGUCGACGAAGUGCCGCUCCCCGUGUUCGUUUCACUCGGGAAACGAACCAAGCAGUCAGUGAAGGCGGCAACGCGUGACUGUAAUAGUGUAGCUGGUGGCCGCGUUUUCAUAACGGACUGUAAGACUAAAGUGCAGUAUUUAAUAGAUACAGGUUCUGACCUUUGUGUAUAUCCACAUAAUUAUAUUCGAGAUAGGAAGUGUAUAAAGACAGACUAUCAGCUGUUCGCAGCCAAUGGGUCCACAAUAAAUACUUUCGGCUGGGUGAACCUUUCCUUAGACUUUGGACUCAGGCGUGCUUUUACGUGGCGUUUUGUCAUAGCUGACGUCACUAAACCUAUUAUAGGCAUAGACUUUUUAUCGCAUUAUAAUUUGCUUGUGGACGCUAGACACCAUCGCUUAAUAGACAAUAUUACUUCACUAAGUGCUCUUGCUAAACCUGCAUCACAUGUUGUGUGCCAAAUUAAAUCUUUUACAGGUACUUCGCGAUACCAUGACCUGUUUUCACAGUUUCCGGAUCUCACUAGACCCGCUGGAGACCUGUCUCCGCGUGAGGUCAAGCACAACACACUCCACUACAUACGCACGACUUCCGGACCUCCUGUAUACAGCCGUCCUCGUCGUUUAGCACCGGAUAGACUCCGGAUUGCUAUCAAGGAGUUUGAGGAUAUGGUAAGAGCAGGUAUCGCAAGGCGAUCCGAUAGCCCGUGGUCGUCCCCGUUACAUCUCGUGCCAAAGAAAAACAAUGAGUGGCGGCCAUGCGGAGAUUACCGUGCACUUAACGCGCGCACAAUACCUGAUCGAUACCCAGUCCGCCAUAUAGGUGAUAUAGCGCAUAAUCUUGCCGGCUGCACAGUGUUUAGUAAAAUUGACCUAAUCCGGGCGUAUAAUCAGAUCCCAGUCAACAUUGCUGAUAUACCUAAGACUGCUAUAACUACCCCGUUCGGAAUGUUUGAGUUUCCAUAUAUGAGUUUUGGUCUACGCAAUGCUGCUCAAACAUUCCAACGCUUUAUAGAUGAGAUACUCAAAGGUUUAGACUUCUGUUUUCCUUAUAUUGAUGACAUCCUUGUGGCCUCUCAGGACGAGACGCAGCACCGUGAACACCUGAAGCAAAUCUUUCAGCGUUUACAGGACCACGGUGUCGUGAUCAACGCUUCGAAAUCCGUAUUAGGGGAGCCACAGGUGGAGUUUCUGGGGUACGUCGUCUCUGCAGAAGGUACGAGGCCGCAUCCUCAAAAGGUGGAAGCCAUACAAAAAUUCUCGCAACCCAAGACCAUCAGGGAACUACGAAGAUUUCUGGGUGAAGACAACGUGGUAGCCGAUGCUCUCUCACGCACGGAUGCAAUUACCACCGCCAUCGACUUGGACGCAUUAGCUUUAUCGCAAGCGAAUGACGACGAGCUCCAAGGAAUUUUAAGAAGCAAUACUUCUUGUCUGGACCUCCAGAGAUUAGACAUUUCUGGUUCCGCCGUGGACAGAUUCACUCGUUGGCCAGAGGUAAUACCACUCUCCGACAUCAAAGCUGACACAGUGGCAAAUGCUUUUGUUGCUGGUUGGAUUUCACGUUUUGGCUGUCCCGAGAAGAUAACAACGGAUCGAGGAAAACAAUUUGAGGCAUUUUUAUUUAAGGAACUUUCGAAGCUGAUAGGUGUCAAUCAUAUACAGACCACAGCAUACCAUCCCGCUGCGAAUGGAAUGGUCGAACGGUUCCAUCGGCAACUCAAGGCGGCGAUAAUGUGCCACAAUGACGAAAACUGGGUUGAAGUACUUCCGCUAGUUCUUUUAGGAAUUCGUUCAGCAUGGAAGGAGGACAUAAGCACGUCAUCAGCUGAACUAGUGUAUGGAGAGCCCUUACGAUUACCUGGCACAUUUUUCAACAACUGUCCCACUGAAAUCGUGGAUUGCACAGAUUUUCUCGCACGACUACGAGAAAACAUUCGGAAACUUAAACCUACACCAGUUGUUCACCAUGGCAGAACUCCUGUUUUCAUCAGCAAGGACUUGCGAUCUGCUCUACAAGUUUUUAUACGGCAAGAUUUCGUUCGCAAGCCUUUACAGGCACCGUACGCUGGACCAUAUACCGUCAUCGAACGAGGAGACAAAUUCUUCAAGAUCGACAUUCGGGGGAAACCUACCACCGUUUCGAUAGACAGAUUAAAACCAGCGUACAUACUGAGUGACCAAGCGCCGCGCACGGAAGUUGGGAUGAAACAGAUAGAGGAUACAGUUAGAAGUAAUGAAGAUCGCCGUACUCGAUCAGGUCGAAGAGUACAUUUUCCCGACGUUUUUCGACCUUAA
Molecule: messenger RNA, 2333 nt
Organism: Nymphalis io (European peacock)
Lineage: Eukaryota; Metazoa; Arthropoda; Insecta; Lepidoptera; Nymphalidae
Exons: 3
Coding region: 705-2333 (542 amino acids)
Biological process (GO): DNA integration
Molecular function (GO): nucleic acid binding
Source: RefSeq, a predicted model, not a curated record